Onthophagus taurus is the source of this 1364-nucleotide messenger RNA. The record is from RefSeq and is a predicted model, not a curated record. Lineage: Eukaryota; Metazoa; Arthropoda; Insecta; Coleoptera; Scarabaeidae.
UAAUUCUUUGCAAUUUACACUCAUUCCCUCAGGUAACGAAAUUGAGCAGCUUUGGAUGAGUGUCGAGCUAGGUAAGGUUAAAUUUCUAGUAGGGGUAGUUUACCGCCAACACACUAAAGUUAAUUGUCGCACAUUCACGGAGGAACUAGAAUCGCAGCUAUUAUCUUUACUUCCAACGCAUGAUGAGGUCCUCUGUUUGGGGGACAUAAAUAUUGAUAUGUCAAACUUAAAUGACAAUGAUGCUUUGAGAUUCAAUGACAUGAUAGAAGGGAUUGAUAUUAAACAACUAAUGGAUAAGCCAACUCGAGUUACGCCAAAGACCUCAAAGAUCAUUGAUAUCAUUUUAACAUCGAACCUAGAUUUAAUUACUCAUGUAGAUACACUAAACGCUGACGCUAUCUCUGAUCACGAAUUAAUCUAUUGCAAGCUAACUUUUAUAAAAUCUACUGAACAGCCUACGUUCAAACGGUAUCGUGAUUUCGGUAAUUUUGAUAAAAAUAAAUUCUUAAGUGAUUUCGUAGCAUUUCCCUUUAACAAUAUUUACCGUAUUCUAGAUGUUAAUGAUAAAGUAUCUUUUCUUACCAAUAAUUUAAUAAAUCUUUUUGAUAUUCACGCACCUGUUAAAACAACUACACGCCGUUCGAAUGCUAGCCCAUGGUUAACAAGCAAUACCAAAUUUUUAAUGUCUUUGAGGGAUAAAGCUAAGGGUAGAUGGAAACGGACCAGGGCUGUUACGGAUCAUAACGAAUAUAAAGAAUUAAGAAAUUUUACGGCUCGUGUUAUUCGAGACGAAAAGCGAGCUUAUGUCAACUUUCGUAUGUGUAGACCGGGGGAUGCGUCCUCAGAUGUCUGGAAACGUUUACGAAAGAUAGGUAUUUUGAAAAAUAAGCCGUCGCUACCAGAAACCUUAUCAAAUGUCAAUGAUAUAAAUGAUUACUUCAUUUCCGCCCUGCCGCCAGCCACUACUUCACAACAAUUGAUAAAUUCCUACUUAAAUGAUCGGAAAGAUGGAGUAAAUAUUUUUGAAUUCAAAUUGGUCUCUCAGGCGGAGGUCGAGAGGGUUUUUCUUACAAUGAAAAACACUUCUGCUGGCGCGGACGGUGUGUCACAGUUCAUGUUAACACUAUAGUUUUUUAAACGAUGCUUCUCAUAUCAGAUAGUCUUGAAAUACAAUUCGCUACCGGAUGAGUUUAAAAAAUGCGCGUCGAAACAAUUUAAAAUCAAGUACAAACGAUACCUCUGUGCUCUCUCUGGCUUUCGUGCCUGAUGCCUGUCGCAGUUUCAAGCUCUGUGGCUGUUUCAGUGAAUUAUUCAAUGUAACAGUGAACUGUUGUUUCUCUGUUUUUUCUGCUUCGUUUGAUGAU